GGUUGGCGCGUCGCUCCCGGUGCUGUUGCUAUGGAGAUGGAGGUGGGAGCCGCUCGUGCCGCAGUAGACGUUGAGGAGCAGCGGUGUGUGGCUCAGACGUUUUGCUCCACGCGCUAUUAUCUGCUUAUAGUGAUCGGGGACAUUGCAACGGAUCAUCAGCUGCACAAAGUGAAAGAACAAAUAAAACAGGGGCUCCGCUCAUGGGAGAUCGAUCGGACAGUGUGUGAUCUGGACAAUGAGCUGCAGCUCUUCAGAGCCAAGCAUUCAGCUCAGUUCUCUUCAGAGGUGAAAGGACAAAGAAUUCUGCAAUACAAGAGUGAUGUCCUUGAGACAGUUGUAUUAGUGAAUCCGUCUGAGAACAAUAUUGCCAUAGAGAUCAGAACACUCCUGUGUGAUUCAGCUAAACACAAGUUAUUGGUCCUAUGUGGUCAGAGCACUGAACAAGGUGGUGACAUCAUCCUGAACGGUGGCGUGUUUGACUGGAAGAAUUUCUCUGACAUCAUCACAAGUCAAAGAAUUCAGAACUUCCUGAGCCAGUCAGGUCCAGGUGAGCGAGCGUGUCUGACUGUGUGUUGUGACGGAGAGGGGGCCUGGAGCUCCCUAGAGCUCAACCAGGAGCAGAACGUGUUGGACUACAGAUAUAACCCUGACCCUGUGCUCCCCGAGAUGGAGGGUGUUACAGAUUUUACAGAGUACGUCUCUGAGACUGUGGAUAUUGCUUCCCCAUUUGAGCUUCUGGAGCCACCUAGCUCAGGGGGAUUCCUGAAGUUGUCCAAGCCAUGCUGCUACAUCUUCCCUGGAGGCAGAGGUGACUCAGCCCUGUUCGCUGUCAACGGCUUUAACAUAUUAGUUGACGGUGGGUCAGACCAAAAGUCUUGUUUCUGGAAACUUGUGCGACACUUGGAUCGGAUAGAUUCUGUUUUGCUUACCCACAUCGGAGCUGACAAUCUCCCAGGGAUAAAUGGACUGUUGAGGAGAAAAAUUGCAGAGCAAGAAGAGGACCAUUCUCAAGGCUCAAAUGCCUAUGGAGAAUGGAUGAAAAACCUGAUUUCACCUGAGCUCGGUGUGGUUUUCUUCAACGUUCCAGACAAGCUAAAAAUGUCAGAAUCAACUUUGAAAGUUAAAAGGAGCAUCGAGGAGGCGUCACUUACCUUGCAGUACCUCAACAAACUGGGUAUCAAGCCUGAGCCUCUGAAUCGAGUUGUUAGCAACACAAUCGAGCCUGUCACCCUGUUUCACAAAUUGGGUGUUGGUAGGUUAGAUAUGUAUAUUCUAAAUCCAGUCAAGGACAGUAAGGAAAUGCAAUUUUUCAUGCAAAAGUGGGCAGGUAACAGUAAGGCUAAGACUGGUAUUACCUUGGCCAAUGGAAAAGAGGGAGAAAUUUCUGUUCCAUACCUAACAUCAGUAACGGCUCUUGUUGUCUGGGUUCCAGCCAGCACCACUGAAAAGAUAGUGAGGGUAUUGUUUCCUGGAAAUGCACCACAGAACAAAAUUUUUGAGGGCCUGGAAAAGCUAAGGCAUCUUGAUUUCUUGCGUUAUCCAGUUGCUACUCAGAAAGACAUAUCAGCUGGAGGCCCCCCUUCAGUCAUCAAACAAACAAAACUUAAGCCAAGGACUGACAGCAAGGAAAGCCUCAAGUCUUCACCCAAAAUACCUGCCACUACUAAAGCAAGCAAGAAAGAGGCAAAUGAGGACAUUGAAUCAAAAAGCGACUCGGUAAAAGAGACUAAAAUAGAAAAGAAGCCGCUUAAAUUGCAAGAGAGUAUUAAACCUCCCAAACCGGUGAAAGCCAGUACAGAAACCAUCGAUACAGCAAAACAAGAGAAGAAGAAGUUGUUAAAAGAGAAAUCUCCUAAGAAACUUGUCAAGACAUCGAAAAUGGAGGAAAAGAAGGAUAAAGAAAAGAAACAGAUUAAGAAAGAAAAGAAAGAAGUAAAAAAGCAAGACUCUGUUAAGAAAGACGACAAUAAGGAAUCCAAAGCGAAGGCAGAUUCAAAUAAGCCAGAAUUAAGGAAAAUCACCAAACCUGACUCAAAACCCUUCACCCCUGAGGUCAAAAAGACUCUUAACAAAGCAAAGGUUCAAACCAAGCCAAAAACAGAAAAAACAAAAGCAACCAAGGAGCGAGAGAACAGGCCUGCUGCACAAAAGGUUUCAAAAGAGAUACAGGAAAAUGACAGAUCCCUGGUGUCCUCACCGGAAGACCUUACCAAGGAUUUUGAAGCACUGCGACAAGAGGAACUUUCUGAGCUUGCAGAGAGCAAAGUGCUUUCAAAUCUCGAAUCUACAACUUUACCUGACACACAUAUUGUGUCGCCAGAUGAAGGAAUCCCCACUACUGACAACGAGACUGAAUCCCCCCAUGAGGAAAAGCAGGUGUAUGGAGAAAACACAAUGAAACCCCUCACAAAAACAGCAGACAAAUUUGAGGAUGAAGGUGCUGCAACAGAAGAUGACUAUGAGGAAGAAUACAACACUGAGACCAAAACAACUAAAGCUUUAGAUCUCACAGGGAUGGAAGAUGACAAAAAAUGCCUGGACAUCAAGAAGAAUGAAGAUCUUGAAAAGAAACAUAAAAAGAGUGACAGUGAGGAGGAAGAGGAUGUUAUUGAAAAAGCUGAGCUGGAAGAGGCAGAGGAUAUUGUUCAUGAGGAAGAGUUGAAAUAUAAGAGCGAGCAGGUGAAAAAAGAAAAUAUUAGCAAAGACUGGGACACCAAACAAAUUGACACUAAAACAAUCAAACCUGCUGGUGCCACUGAACACAUUUCAUUCAUCCAAGAUGAAACCAUUCCUGGAUACUCAGAGACCGAACAGACCAUUUCUGAUGAGGAGAUCCAUGAAGAGACAGAGGACAGGAUCCCUCAUCUCCGCUAUGAUGAUGUCUCUGUCCCCGAUCAACCUGACUCUUUCUUCCAUGGCAUGAAAGACAUAAAACCCCCAACCAUAUCUGUUGCACCUGAGUUAACAACAAAGAUUAGCAGCGAGGGUCAAGAGCCACCUUUAUCAACAUAUUCCACGAAUAUCAUUGCAGCACCUCUGGCUGAGGAAGAACAUAUAUCCUCAGCCACCUCCAUUACAGAGUAUGAUAAAUUAUCCUCUUUUGCAGCUUCGGUUACUGAAGAUCAGUCUAUUGCCUCUGUGACAGCACCUCCGACUGAGGAACUAGGAAAAAGCUCUUUACUCCUGGACAAUGCGAACAGUAUGCAGUCAUCCAAUCGUACAGAAGGAAAAGAAUACCUUCAUUCAGCUGGUACAAUCUCUCCUACAUCAUCUUUAGAAGAAGACAAAUGCUUCAAGUCACCUCCAUCAGAAGAGUACCAACCCACUGUUCCAGAGACAGAAACUACCAGAAAACCCAGCACUCAACCGCAUGAAGAUGAUGAUGAAGAUGAAGAAGAGGAAGACGACCAGACACCCAAUGUUGACAUGCCACUUGGAAAACUCCAUGAGGGUUAUGCAUCUGCCGCAGUACAGGAACUUCUUGAUAAAUGCCCUUCCUCAGUGGGACCUCUUUCAUCUCCUGGAACUCUUUCCGUCUCACAAGAAAAGGAUGAAAAUAUCAUUUCUCCAGAUGAGCCCAAAAUAGAAUGUGCAGAGAAACCUCUAUCUGGUGCACCCUAUGUCUCCAGUACACCAGAGGCAAGUGGUGCUUCAGAACCAUCAGAGAGAUGUGUAAGUCCAGAUGAUAGCACCAUGAGAAUGGCUUCACCUACACAGUCAGGUCCUACAAGCAUUGGCUAUUCACCUACUGAGGAAAAGGCACCAAAGUCUUUAUUUAUGGAGAAAGAGGACAGAAUGGACAAGGACACAUACAACGUUCAAAUGUUCGCUAAACAUGAAACAGUUGUAGACACUGAUCCAAGCAAAAUGACUGUUAAAAUAACGGACAAUGAAGGUGACCCAUUUAAAGGUGGAUUCUCCAGCACAAGGGCAACAUUUGACGAUUCAGGUGAAGAAGACAACGAUGUUGAUGAAGAGGAAGAACAAGAUUAUUUUGGAAAGGGGGAAACAAAACCAAAAUACAAAGAAGAGAGGGAGAGUACGUUCCUUGAUGAAGAUGACAUUUGUGAACUACAAGCUUUAAAAGAGGAAAAGCUAAUUAAAAUGGAGAAAGAGGAAGCAGAUCAGAAAGAUAAACCACAAGACAUGACCUACUUGGAGAAAGAACACAAAUCCCAGAUGCUGAGCUCUGAAGAGGAGGAAGAGAGUGAAGAUGAAGAGUGCACCUACUCAAGCAUAAAGGGGCAUCCGGACAAGUUUGAUUCGGUGUCAGAAGCCUAUAACAAAAAAGAUGUGUCAUUCUCAGAGAAAGAUGACUCAACAGGGAUGUCCAAAAAUGGAGAUAAAAGUGUACACUUCAACUUGUACUCUUUCCCUCAGUCUGAAAAGAAUGUUAAAGAAGACCAUAUGAGGGAAAUAAGGCAGGAUACACCUUAUGUAGGAAAGAGUUUUACGUAUUCGGACGUAUAUGACAGUAAAUCUAGUUCAGUGGAUUCAUACUCUCCUAAUUUAUCGAAAGACAAUGAUAAGUCUGAUGAUCGUAAGGAAGCAGAGAAAAAAGAUUCCAUAUAUACCUUCAUGGAACCUGCAAAGAUGUCAAAUUUGGAGGAAUCUCACCUGAAGGAUGUGUCAUCAUCAUACAGUGAAACCAAAACAUGCAUGGGAUCGAACGUUUUAGAUGACAAAUCUACAGACAUAUUAACUGAGGCCAAAAAAUCGUUCUCACCAGAAAGAGACGUAUUUUCUGUUCAAUUUGAUAAGUCUACUGUCAGUGGAAAGACAGAAGUAGGUGAUAAACCAUCAAGUGAUUAUCAAGAGGACCUUGGCUGUUUGGCUGCACAAAGCAACCUUUCUUUGACAGCUCAGUCUUUGAGUGACGCGACAAGAGCAAGCGCACUAGAGAUGAAGAUGUUAGCACAUGGAGAGGAUGACGAUGAUGACGAUGAUGAAGAUACUGAGGAAGAAGAAGAUGAUGACGAUGUUUACAGGAGACGUGUCAGUGACGAUAUGGAUAAAGAUGCUAAAUACGGACUAACGAAAGAUAUAAGCCCUUUAUGUGGUGCCAUCAGCAAAGUGCCACCGGAAUUCAAGGAGGAAAAGAAGGACACCUCACAGGAUUAUGGUUUUGGCUCUGAUAGCUAUGACACGCCUCCUUUUGAAGCGACAAUGAGUCAUAAAAAUGCUGAGGAAGCGUUUGAAAUGGGUAAAAAAGAAGUGUCAUCACCACUCUCUGGCAGCCACAUGUCAGAAUAUUCUGGUUAUGAAUAUUCCUAUGGCGAGGUGAAAAAGUCUGACCCGUCCAGUCAUUUAGCCAAAGACGAUAACUAUGGUCAGUCUUUCUUACCCCUAUCAACAAAACCGAGCGAAGACAAAUAUUUCCAUGAUGACAAAGACUUAGAGUUUGAAAAACAACAGACAACAGACGUUUUAUCAAAAAAACCUGGAGACUCUGUCUCACCAGGCUUCAGUUAUACAACCACAUCAGCCACAGCAUACUCAUCCUCUUCCUCCUACAGUCACUCCUCCUCUGCCUCUGCCUCUCUCUCCACAAGUCGCCAGUUUGGAGAUGAUCUAGAAACUCCAGCGAGUGUUGGAUAUGAGUAUUCACCCUUUAAAGAUGAGCACUCCCCUGUGGUAGAUUCACCAUUCUCCAGUUCUGUUGGUGGGCUGGUUAAAGAUGAGUAUUUGGAGGUGUCAGAGAAGAUGACUCCCACCACCACCACAGCUGAGUCCACGUCCAGCGUAACGAGGGUUUCACCAAUGUCACCAUUUGAGGAGAUCAAGCCCUUUCCUUCUCAUCCACUUACCUCUGCAGUGGAUAAAAAAGAAGAACUUGCCAGCUCUACAAGUAGCGCUUCAGCCAAAGGCCCCCAGGGUGCAUGCUUUUACAAGCCAGAAUGGGAAGCAGAUACGGGUUUGCAGCCUGAAUUUGGUGCUACCGGACCUUACAAUCUUCUUUCCGAGUGUACUGAGAAAGACACUAUGAAAAAAGAUCUGUUUGGUGCUUCCCCAAAACCUCAUGCUGAUUUACCUGAGAAACAAUAUUAUGAAGACACUGAGAGUAGCGAAGAGGAGGAAGAUUACAUUUGUGAGUCUGAACAGGACAAACUGCACUACCAAAGAUCUCCAUUAACAGCUGAAGCAGACAAGAAAGAUGAUCCAUUUUCUAUGACUGAAAAACUGUCUUCUGCCAGUAAAGUAAGCACAUUUCCAGACGUGCUUACGUACACUUCUUCAAUACCAGAGACUACAAAACCAGAUACUGCAAAUGGUCCCGCAGAGGUCACUAUGGCAGCACCAGAGGCCUUUGCUGAUGUCAGCAAGGUUACAUCCAGCCUACCGAAAACUGAACUGAAAAGUGAACAGUUUGAAGCGUGCAAAAUCAGGAAUCCAUUUGAAUGGGAGAUACAGCAGCAAAGAGGCAUUUACCCAGGAGAAUCACCACCUCAUUAUCGUCACGAGGAUGAGUAUGAGGAAGAAGAGGAAAAAGAGCCUGUGCAUCCACCUCGUCCUCUUUCCCUUUCAUCUGCAGAUCAGUCUUUCCCAUCCUCCUACUAUAAAGAAGAUCCAAGCAAACAUGACCAUCCUUCCGAUGCAUUUACGGGUGCCGGCUCCUUCUCCUCGUCCCCGGGGUACGCUUCCUCUGAGUACAAACAGAGAAAGGGAGACACUUCCCCAUCAUUUAUCAACCCGAGCAUUUGCCAUCUGUCCAGUGAUGAGGAAGAUGAAGAACAAAGAAGCCAGGAUGCAGAUCAGCAGCAGCCAUCAGGCAAGAAACGAUCACACAACCAGCCGCAGCAUGGUUCCUACAGAGGAGACAGUGAAUCACAGCACCUGUCUGGAGCUAUGGCAGCAGGGACUGGCCUAGCUGGAGAGGACACACCUCCAACAUCUGUCAGUGAAUCUCUACCCUCACAGACGGACUCUGACGUUCCACCCGGAACAGAGGAGUGCCCUUCAAUCACGGCAGAAGCAAAUGCAGAAUCAGACGAGGAUGCAGAUUAUCUCCCUGUGGACAAAUCAUCUGGAGCCUAUGGUGGAAAGCAUUUCUCAUCCCGGUCAGAUAAAAAUCACGAUCCACUGCCCUCACCGAUGAUGGACCCAGCCCCUCACCCACCUCAUCCUGAUGUCUGCAUGGUAGACCCAGAUGCUCUCUCCAGCCUUACAGACAAACCUUUAAAGAAAGACCCUAAAACAAAGAGCCUUCGCAAAACAAGCAAGUCAAGGUCACCAGCCAGGAAAGCUGAUGCCCUUCGUAAGAGAUCUCCAUCAAAGGAUUCCUCUCCUCGUACCACCUCUCUGAAAAAGAAGGACUUAGAGGACGAUCUGUCCAAGUCAAGUCACAACACUGGCAAGGGCCUGGUCAAUGGAAUUAAAUCUAUUUCAGCAUCAAACAGUGCAAAAUCCAGUUCUGCUGCACCCUCUGGUUCUCCAAUCUUUGUGGACUUGGCCUACAUUCCCAACCACUGCAGUGCUAAAAAUGUCGACCAGGAGUUCUUCAAACGUGUGCGCUCAGCCUAUUAUGUAGUGAGUGGGAAUGACUCCAGCAGUGAAGAGCCUAGUCGUGUUGUCCUGGAUGCACUGCUGGAGGGAAAAGCACAGUGGGGCUCAAAUCUACAGGUGACGUUGAUCCCUACCCAUGAUACAGAAGUGAUGAGGGAGUGGUACCAGCAGACCCAUGAGAAGCAACAGGAGCUGAAUAUCAUGGUGCUGGCCAGCAGCAGCACAGUUGUCAUGCAGGAUGAGUCAUUCCCUGCUUGUAAGAUUGAGUUCUAAGUAUGGCAUGGCUCCCAGGUUCACACUUUUACACUUAAACGAUCCUUUAUCGCCUUAUUUGUCAUUUCUUCAGGGUAACAAAUUUCCUUUGAUAACAUUGUCCAUAGUCACUCAGUAGUCUCGCAUCUCUCCAAAUACAGUUAUGGCUCUCUAACAUUCCCAACCCUGAAUUGAGCAUGGUAUUAUCCAGAAAGACUUUAGCAGGAUGUGCCUUCAACAUUAGGAUUUUCGGUUUACUUUCUCCCUUUAAUGAAGAAAGAAAUACAUACGAUUUCAUUAUUACAUUAAUCUUAUUUUUACAAUUCCCAUUUCGACUAUGUAUUGUUGAAUGAUGCAGUUACAUCAUUCAGAUUAAAAGGUUUAAACCAUCCCAGGUUUAUUUCUCGAGGCACACACGUCAUUCAGAACCCGUUUGGAGUUUGUUACUUUACCGUUCAUUUAUUCUCAUAUUAUUUAUGCAUGUGACGUUCUUCUGCACACAACUUCAGACCUACAUAUACGCUCUCUGUUCUCUCGCUCAUACACACAUACUACACAGGAAGUCAUAUAUUAAUCACGUUAUCUAUUCUUCAACAGCUAAUGACAUGCCGGUAUCCGUACAUACAGUUUGCAGAAUAUUUCCUAGUAUCCAGAUAGAUGUUGCCAUGGUCAGAACGUAGAAAACAUGUAAGGGUUUAUUUUUUUCGUUAAUUAAUAGCACCACAAUGUACUUAAGAAAGUUCCGAUGUAAACAUGCCUUUAGUCAGACGGAGAGGACAAACCUCACAAACAUAACAUGAGACAAGAUGGCUGAUGUUGUUCUCUGUGAAGAAUUAGGAUUAGGUGUAGGAUUAAGUCAGUGUUAACCUGUCGAACUGUUUAUUUCGUGCUCUAUGCCGUCAAAGUUCAUUUCAUCGUUUUAAAUGGCUAUUUUUUAGAUUUGACUAUAAAAAAAAACAUGAACUGUAUCAGCACUUUAUAAUGAUUUCUUUUUCGUUUUGACUUUAUUUAAUGCUUUGUAAAUAUAGAAAAUCUGACAGAGAUGGGUGGGGAAAAGCCAAAGGAAUUAGCAAUAGAAAAAGAUUGUGAAUGUUGAAUUUUAGGAGCGCCGUAGUCGAUGGUAUGCUGCAGAGGGUGUGGAUGGUAUAAACUUGGAUAAGGUUACAUGUUUGCUGCACAAGUGUGGGCGGAAUUAAUGACUAUGAAUAACCGGCAUCUUUUCCUAGGGCUUAAUCCAGGAUUGCGUUUAGUUUGGGAUAUUAAUAAGCACAUUGUGGCCUCUGAUAAGAAUAAAACCAUUUAUGUUAUUAGAAAAUUUGCUUCAUUUCUGAGCCCAAAUGGUUAACUUUAGGAAUGAAAUCCCCCUACCUGAGGUUAUACACCCCAAACUGGUUAUUUAAGUAUUUUAAAACGGAACGGAAAAUGUUUAGAGAUGUGUUUCAAGUCAGGUUGAAAAAUAUAGCUUCAGUGGAAAUAGAGGAUUCCCUUUUUGAGAUUUAGAGAAUUAUCGAUAAAAAUAUGACAGAUUGAAAUGUUCGCAUGGGUCAAUAGAAGUAAGAAAAAUGGCUUGAUGAACAUGUUUGGAAGACAUAUAUGUUAAAUGUCUGUAAUACAGUAAAAAUAAAUGGGAUUCGAUUCAACACGUUACUAUUUAUGAACUUUUUUUAAAUUUUUUUUUACAAAAAUUAAAUUCCCCAGUAAAUUCGCCUGUUUGUGUAUUAAAGUGAAAUAUCACGGAGAAAUGAUUUUUAUUAUACGUUGACACUAAUAAGUUAGCCAAAAAUCGCAUAGUUUCAUUUGGGAAUAGACAAAUUAUUGCUUGAUUUCUGGAUAGUGCACUGGAGAGUGGCCAGCUGUUCUCUGAAAAUGUAUCUGGGAUAUUUCACGUUAAUGUUUACAACAACUUUUUAAGCUGCUGGUUAUUUCUAAGUGCUAAGAAGACACGUUCUCACUAAGCGUGGAUAUAAGACGAUUCAGUACAAGGACAAUAAAUGUUAAGCAAGCAAAAUGCUAUCGUGUAUCUGACUGCCAGAUCAUGUGACCUGAUCACUGAUCGUAUUUUAUUUUCAAGGUUUUUAAGUGACGUCCAUUUUUCGCGAGCAGAUGAACAACAUAAUGAACAAAAAAAGAAAAAGAAAAGAGAUAACUCAUCAGUGUGCUGUGCAAAAAAACAAGCCUCUUUUAGUUGUAUUUUUUAAUGAUCCACAUCUUGACAGUAACACAUCAUUGAAAUCCUGCUUUCCAUUCAGCCUGGCUAGUUUCUGCAUGUGAUCUUCAAUUUGAACGUGUAUGUUCUAGUUCAAUAAUGAUAUUAAAUACAGUACUAUUUUAAAGAUAUAUAUAUUUAAAUGCUAAAUGUCUCAAUGGUCUCAAUGGCACAUAUAACUGGGCCGCGCUCUCAUUUAACUCUGUGCCGUGUUUAAAAGGACAUACUGUGUGCUUCUUCUUUUUUUUUCUUUAAUUUUUAUUAAUUAUUAUUAUGAUUAUUUCUCACGGUAAAUUUAUUUGUCUUCUUUUUCAAACUUCCUUUAGCUCUGUUUCUCUGUUUGGUCUUUUGAUUUUUUUUCUGUGCAAUAUUUCUGUAUCUCUCUUCGAAGUUUCUCUAAAUGUAGAGUAUCUACAGAUUUGUUGUAAAAGGGUAAACCUGGUGAUCACCAAUAAAAAAAUGCAGUCGUCAAAACGUU
Molecule: messenger RNA, 10439 nt
Organism: Hemibagrus wyckioides
Lineage: Eukaryota; Metazoa; Chordata; Actinopteri; Siluriformes; Bagridae
Gene: map1aa
Product: microtubule-associated protein 1Aa
Exons: 7
Coding region: 31-7776 (2581 amino acids)
Biological process (GO): axonogenesis; regulation of microtubule depolymerization; microtubule cytoskeleton organization
Cellular component (GO): microtubule; cytosol; synapse
Molecular function (GO): actin binding; microtubule binding
Source: RefSeq, a predicted model, not a curated record